AUGUUUUCGAUGAAAUCUAGCAUAAACGAGUGCCUGCAAGCUCAACCCACCGCGACAGAACGGAAACAUUCCAAUGGUCCGAUCAGUUUCAGUCGUCUCCCCCUGCUGCCUACCUUUGAGAUCCAACUUGGUGUGGCGCCCCAGAGUGAUGGCAGCAAGUCCAACAAUCAACUGCAGAAGGAGCUACGUGGUACCCAGAACGGUGUCUACUUCGGUGGCCCGGACACGCAAGCCUUCCUACAAAAAUAUGCUGCUUCGGCUGACGAACUGCACUCAUUUCUGGUUGGACAUCAAAGUGGAGGCAGUACUCAGGUUUUCCUGAGACUGGAGAACAGUGGAAGUGUGCCAGCUGAAUUUCAAUUCCUUUUCCCGUCGCAACUUCGACCACCCAGGGAGAACUGGCUGGAGACC
Dibothriocephalus latus is the source of this 411-nucleotide messenger RNA. The record is from the annotation of a GenBank genome assembly. NCBI's taxonomy places the organism in Eukaryota, Metazoa, Platyhelminthes, Cestoda, Diphyllobothriidea, Diphyllobothriidae.